GAAAGGGGGCGGGUCUAACCUCAGCCAGCUUGGAGAGACGACUAGUAGACAUUAGUGACUUAGUGCUAGUUAGUCGUCAUAAUGGAGUCGUUGCGGGAAAGUGGUCGUCGUUCUCUGCCGCAGACUUGCUGCUUGUUGGUGCUUCUCCUCCAUUUGCAGGCGGCUUUGACGGGAGACUGUCCUGCUGAUGGACGCACCUGGGUGCCCUUCAAAGACAGAUGCUACCACUUCGUCCAUGGAGAAGAAGACAAACUCAAAGUCUACACUUUUGAGAAAGCGAGAAGCCUCUGCCAAAACCACGAGCUGCUGACCGUCCAGAGUGCUGAAGAGAAUGACUUUGUUGUCAAAUAUAGCCCAGAGGUGUGGAAAGGCCAAGUCAACGUUUGGCUGGGAAUGUAUUUUGAUACAAACAGUGAAAACAUGAAAUGGUUCGGCGAAGAUCUGGUGAGAUUCACAAACUGGGAAAGCGGAUCGUCUUUAUCCGACCUGGUGCCGCUGGAUAAAUGUGUGGCUCUGCACAGUGACACGGGGAAGUGGGAAACUGUCAGCUGCUCAGAUGACCUGGAGAAUGGAGUGAUAUGUGAGACGGCUCAGAAAGCAGAGGAAACCAAGCAGAGACCCAGCGCACUGCUGUCAGCACUGGUCAUUCUCAGCGUGAUCGCCAUUGUCGUCGUCUCCGCCGUCAUCUGGUUCCUGCACCAGAGGUACCAAAACCCGGGCUCCUCUGUAGUCACGGCCUUCGAGUACCACCCUCCGUUCAGAGUCCUGGACUCGGACCGGUCCUGCCUGGUGGAGGCCGAGGAGCUGGACAGCGGGCCAUAGGGGCGAGGCUCUCCUCAGGCUCCAUCCGUCCCACACAGUGGGUGACAAAGAGUGCCAAAUGUUUGACUCAGAAUGUCAGGUAAAUCAGUAUUUUCCAACAUUGUUCAAUGCAGUGUAGCCUAGCGUUGCUUCAUCAUCAGGAACUAAUCUCGGUCGAAUCACUCGUAUUACUCGGUAUAAACGCUUAGUGGUAGCAUUUUCAGCACGCGGCAUGAUAAAAACACCUGUGAUCAACUCUUAAAGGCCUACUGAAAGCCACUACUAGCGACCACGCAGUCUGAUAGUUUAUAUAUCAAUGAUGAAAUAUUAACAUUGCAACACAUGCCUAUACGACCUUUUUUAGUUUACUAAAUUGCAAUUUUAAAUUUCGCGCGGAAGUAUCAUGCUGAAACGCGUGCACGUGGCGUCACGGAUUGUAGAGGACAUUUUGUUCCAGCACCGUUCACAGCUAUUCAUCGCAUAAUUCCACAGUAUUAUAGACAUCUGUGUUGCUAAAUCUUUUACAAUUUGUUCAAUGAAAAAUGGAGACGUCAAAGAAGAAAGCUGUAGGUGGGAAGGGGUGAAGUGAAGUGAAUUAUAUUUAUAUAGUGCUUUUUCUCUAGUGACUCAAAGCGCUUUACAUAGUGAAACCGAAUAUCUAAGUUACAUUCAAACCAGUGUGGGUGGCACUGGGAGCAGGUGGGUAAAGUGUCUUGCCCACUGACACAAUGGCAAUGACUAGGAUGGCGGAAGCGGGAAUCAAACCUGCAACCCUCAAGUUGCUGGCACGGCCGCUCUACCAACCGAGCUAAACCGCCCCACGAUAUAGGGUGUAUUGCGGCCGCCUUUAGCAACACAAACACAGCCGGUGUUUCCUCGUUUGCAUUCCCAAAAGAUGACGGUGAAGCUUUACUAUGGAACAGAGCGGUCAAGCGAACAUGGUUCCCUGCCACAUAUCAACCGGCAGGUUUCGGUUAGAAAAUGGUGGUAAUAAGUCGGCUCUUACCGUAGACAUGAGCGGAGUGCUUGCGUCGUUCCUCCUGCGCCUGUCGAAGAGGCAGCUGCGGACUCUCUUGCCUCCUCCCACCGGCCGCCGGAUGCUUCCACCGUGGAGGAGGGGAAAAAGAAAAAAAAAUCUCAGCCCGGUCGCCUUCGCCUCGUCGAGAAACGUGGCUUCCUUCGGAGACACUGGCGGUCACCACACCCAUGGGCACACCCCUCCGACUUUCAGGUUGUGUAUUGCGGCCGCCUUUAGCAACACAAACACAGCAGGUGUUUCAUUGUUUGCAUUCCCGAAAGAUGACGGUGAAGCUUUACUUUGGAACAGAGCAGUCAAGCGAACAUGGUUCCCUACCACAUGUCAACCGGCAGGUUUCGGCUAGAAAAUGGUGGUAAUAAGUCGGCUCUUACUGUAGACAUGAGCGGAGUGCUUGCGUCGUUCCUCCUACGCCUGUCAAAAAGGCAGCUGCGGACUCUCUUGCCUCCUCCCACCGGCCGCCGGAUGCUUCCACGGUGGAGGAGAAGGAAAAAAAAUUAUCUUAGCCCGGUCGCCUUCGCCUCGUCGAGAAACGUGGCUUCCUUCGGAGACACUGGCAGUCACCACACCCAUGGGCACACCCCUCCGACUUUCAGGUUGUGUAUUGCGGCCGCCUUUAGCAACACAAACACAGUCCUUGUUUACAUUCCGGAAAGAUGACAGUGAAGCUUUACUAUGGAACAGAGCGGUCAAGCGAACAUGGUUCCCUACCGCAUGUCAACCGGCAGGUUUCGGCUAGAAAAUGGUGGUAAUAAGUCUGCUCUUACCGUAGACAUGAAAGGAGUGCUUGCGUCGUUCCUUCUGCGCCUGUCAAAGAGGCAGCUGCGGACUCUCUUGCCUCCUCCCACCGGCCGCCGGAUGCUUCCACCGUAGAGGAGGGGGGGAAAAAAAAAAUCUUGUUGAGAAACGUGGCUUAAUUCGGAGACACUGGCGGUCACCACACCCAUGGGCACACCGCUCCGACUUUCAGGUUGUGUAUUGCGGCUGCCUUUAGCAACACAAACACAGCCGGUGUUUCCUUGUUUACAUUCCCGAAAGAUGACAGUGAAGCUUUACUAUGGAACAGAGCGGUCAAGCGAACACGGUUGGAUUGGACCACACACACAAAGUACAGUGUUUUACGCAGCGAUCAUUUCGAAAGAUUGUGUUUCGAAGAGGGUCCCUUGCGAAGAGGAGAGAUGGGCAUCGCCACCACCCGUCGACUGGUGCUGCAGAAAGGUGUGGGGCCGACCUUCAGGUUGUACAGGUACCACCAUAUAAUCUCACUAAAACACUAGUAACACAAUAAGCAGAUAAGGGAUUUUCCAGAAUUAUCCUAGUAAUUAUCGCUGUGCCGUCUAGUUUUUUUUUUUUCUUUCUCUGGUCCUUCACUCUCACUUUCCUCAUCCACGAAUAUUUCAUCCUUGCUUAAAUUAAUGGGGAAAUCGUCGCUUUCUCGGUCCGAAUCGCUCUCGCUGCUGGUGGCCAUGAUUGUAAAUAAUGUUCAGAUGUGAGGAGCUCCACAACCCGUGACGUCACGCACACAUCGUCUGCUACUUCCGGUACAAGCAAGGCUUUUUUAUUAGCGACCAAAAGUUGCGAAAUUUUUAAACGUUGCCGUCUCUAAGCUUCUGUUACACUACAACCUUUCAUCUCAACUAGUCAUUUAAGCCAUGGUAACAAUUACUAAAUGAUCACAUCACGUUACGUUUUCUGAGUUUUUUCCAAGAGCACACAACUUGACAUUUUGAACAAAAAGUGUAAAUAGUGCCGCUAAAUGGAUAAUGACUUUAGCUCAGAUUAGAGUCCAGUUGCGAUUGAUUUAAUCCUCUAAGAAUACAAUGAAUGAUUAUUCUCACACUUAACAAUUAGGCCGCAUUCCUUUUAUUUCUUUUAGAGACCAACACAAACCGUUGCUGAAUACUUUCACUUGUAAUAUUUUGCACAAUAAUCAAACUGUCUUCCAGUGGUUAUUUUCUUCUCUUCAAAUCGAAACGUGUAUUUAAUGUCAUUAAAAAAAAGAUUGGCAUCGUCUAUAUUAUAGAACAGGGGUCACCAACCUUUACCACUCAAAGAGCCAAUUUGACCUGUUUCACAAAAUUAAGAAAACAAUGGGAACCACAAAACUUUAAAAUGAAAAUAACACUGCACAUAUUGUUUUUUUUUUGCUUUGUGCUACGUAUAAAUCAGAGUCUCAGACACGCUGCCCGCAUCUUAAAAUGAAGAUUUAAUGUUAGUGCGGCCCGUGACAUUUAUAUGGAUGCCGCUUGCAACCCUCCCACAAUUUCCGGGGGACUCUUGAAUUUCAGAGCAACUAUCCCCUGGAAUGUCUGAUGAAUUCUGCUCAAACAACAAAGUUAGGGCGUGCUAUGAUGGUGCAACAUUUAGCACCCUCUACUACUUUAGCAAACAACUUGUCAACCCAAUCACAUGUUGUAUGUGGCUUCUGCAGACACACACUAGCGACUGCAAGGCAUACUUGUUCAACAGCCAUACAGGUCACACUGAGGGUGGCCGUAUAAACAACUUUAACACAUUUACUAAUAUGCACCACCACACUGUGAACCCACACCAAACAAGAAUGACAAACACAUUUCGAGAAAACAUCCUCACCGUAACACAACAGAACAAAUACCCACAAUCCCCUGCAUCCCUAACUCUUCCGGGCUACAUUAUACACCCCCGCUACCACCACGUGAAGUGAAGUGAAUUAUAUUUAUAGAGCGCUUUUUCUUCAAGUGACUCAAAGCGCUUUACAUAGUGAAACCCAAUAUCUAAAUUACAUUUAAACCAGUGUGGGUGGCACUGGGAGCAGGCGGGUAAAGUGUCUUGCCCAAGGACACAGCGGCAUUGACUAGAAUGGCGGAAGCGGGGAUCGAACCUGCAACCCUCAAGUUGCUGACACGGCCGCUCUACCAACCGAGCUAUACCAACCCCCCCCUCCGUGCGUCGGUUGAGGUGGGGGUGUACAAUGUAGCCCGGAAGGGUUAAGGACGCAUGGGAUUCUGGGUAUUUGUUCUGUUGUGUUUAUGUUGUGUUACAGUGCGGAUGUUCUCCCGAAAUGUGUUAUGUGUGGGUUCACAGUGUGGUGCAUGUUAGUAAGAGUGUUAAAGUUGUUUACAUCACAACCUUCAGUGUAACCUGUAUGGCUGUUGAGCAAGUAUGCCUUGUAGUCACCUAGGUGUGACAACUAAAGUCACGCACUACAUGUGACCGACAGGUACGCAGGUAGAAUGGUGUAAAUGCGGACGUUACGUCGUAUUCCAGAGUGCAUCAAAGGCUUUGCCAUGACGGCACGCCCUCUAUAUUGGUGUCGUCGAUAUUGUUGUCCGGGUAAAAAUCGGAGAAUACUUAACCCCGGGAGAUCACUGGAAGAGGCACUGAAAUCCUGAAACCUUCCGGAAAAAAUGGGGGUGUCUGCAAUUAAUCAGCUGAGCCACAUCAGAGUGAUCAAAGAGCCGCAAGAGGGUUGCCGACCCCUGUUAUAGAAGAUACAGUAUCCAUUAUAGCAGAGAAAUCAAAGCCAGAACUGAAGAGGAGAAAAGUGUUACUUGAUCAGAAUGUUUUAUACUAAGGCCUGGUGCAAGCUUCUAGCACAAUCUGAGCCCUGCGUCUUCAUAAUAAAGUUACUCUAAGAAA
Molecule: messenger RNA, 5455 nt
Organism: Nerophis ophidion (straightnose pipefish)
Lineage: Eukaryota; Metazoa; Chordata; Actinopteri; Syngnathiformes; Syngnathidae
Gene: cd302
Product: CD302 molecule
Exons: 6
Coding region: 82-822 (246 amino acids)
Molecular function (GO): signaling receptor activity
Source: RefSeq, a predicted model, not a curated record